This is a messenger RNA of Drechmeria coniospora, 1110 nucleotides long. RefSeq lists its product as uncharacterized. The coding region runs from base 1 to 1110 and encodes 369 amino acids. The record is from RefSeq and is a predicted model, not a curated record. The transcript has a single exon. Lineage: Eukaryota; Fungi; Ascomycota; Sordariomycetes; Hypocreales; Ophiocordycipitaceae.
AUGGGCCGUGACGGCGAAGAUUCCAAUAGCAACGUAUUUGUUUCCUUCAAGCAGCAUCUUGACGACAAAAUCACUUCUGGGUUCAACACCAUCUUGGGCUUGACAACUGUGACCCCGCACCGGCCCGAAAGCAGCACGUCCCCGCCGUCUACCUCGCCUCACACGAUGGAACUCGAAGAGCGGCGACGGCACCAAGUCGGCUCCGACGUCUCCCGCCUCGUCACCUCUGCCGCCUACUCUCCAGUGACCCUUCGCCACCUCCCGCAGCCCAUACCCAACGACAUCCCCCACGAGCUUGACUCUGCCGUGUUCACCUUUGAGGAUGCCUUCGAAGACCUACUAGUCGCAUCGCAAGGCCUGCCGUUGCCGGACAUCCGUACUCGACAUGAGCAGCGAACGCUCCUCCGAAAGAUGUUCCCCUCGGGCGAGCCCGCCUGGUUUUGGAUUCGCAGGUUAGAAUCCCAGGGACUCAUCGCAGGUCCGAUAAACGGCAACUACCCCGGGGACCGUCGCCCCGACUGGGAGAGCUUCCACCGAGAACUUGAUAGGAGGGCUGGAUAUGUUUGGCGCCAUGCCAUGGGCGAAAACGAGAAUGAGCCGCAUGGUGUCUGGGAUUUCUUCCGCGAGCUGGACAGACCGUUGAAACGGCUAGAGCAAACCUUCUCGGGCAGCACAUCGUCUCGGGAGGGCGUCGACGCCAAAGCUGAAGUGCGUCAGCAAAGGGAGACGGAGACGUUCGAUGACCUUUUCGAAUCCGUCUCGUCUACACUGUCACGCGACCAAAAGUCCUGGGAUGCAUUCGUUAAGCAAAUCCUGAACCAAAACGCUGGUCACGGAGAGCGCCCUGCUUUGAAUGGGCAAGACGACACCAAGCAGGUCGAAACUCGCAGCGAACACGUCGACGAAUACGGCUACCUGCACAGCACCGUGACCCGCAAGACGCUGGACAAGGAUGACGUCGAAAUUGGACGUCAGACCUUUGUCACCGUGCGUCCGGCCGAGAGCUCGGCUGACAAGAAGCCAGACAGCCACAAGCAGGAAGAGCUAGAUAAUGCGCAGGGCCAUGGAGGCGACGAUGCGAACAAAAAGUCUGGUUGGUUCUGGACCUAA